UAAAACAAAAAAAAUAUAUGUUGACAGCUGUCAUACUUAUUGUGGCGCCGCCAUUCUACAAUGAAAGUCAUAUCUUUAUAAUUAUUUUUUAAUUUUGUUAAUUGAUUUAAGUUUUCUAUUUUCAUAUACAAAUUGAGGUGAUUCCAGUAAAGUGAUUAAAUUAUGUGGCAUAUCAGGUCGACAUGCCGCGUGAUAUAUUGAGCGACAGUCUAGCCGUACUGAGCAUAGUUGAACAUGAAGAUGAAGAAAACUGGCCAUUGGAUGAGAAGCCCUCAUGCAAACAAAAUAACAAGAAACUAUCAAGUGUGCCUUUAAAUAGCCAACCUAUACCUUACACAAAGGAUGACUGUGCGUGUUAUUACAAUUAUGGGCAUGGUGAUAGUGGCAUUAACAGACAACAUGAUCCAAUAUAUCAGUACAAAACAAGCAGUUUGCCCUCUGGAGCGUCCUCUCUCAACCAAACAUGGGACAAAGUGGUUUGUUCAGCCUUGAGGCUGACCCCUGAAGACAUCGCCAAUCAACUCACUUUGCUGGACUUGCCCUGUUUCAAAUCUAUUCAGCCUGAAGAGCUGACCACUUGCGGCUGGAACAAAUCAAAUAAGUUGACUGUUGCACCCAAUGUGGUGGCAUUUACCAAGAGAUUUAAUAGGGUCAGCUUUUGGACUGUACAAGAAAUAUUAAAUGGGCAAUCGCCAAAAUCCAGGGCUGAAACAAUGACACAUUUUAUUAAAGUUGCUAAAAAGCUAUAUGAUCUGAAUAAUUUGCAUUCUCUUUUUGCUGUUAUUUCUGCAUUGCUAAGUGCUAGUAUAUACAGGUUAACUAAAACGUGGACACUUUUAUCAAAGAAAGACAAACAACAAUUUGAUAAAUUAGCCGAGUUAUUUGGAGAAAAAGACAAUUGGACUGCUCUGAGAGAAUAUUUGAAAUCAAUAUCUUUGCCUUGCAUACCUUAUCUUGGUUUAUUUUUAACUGAUCUUACAUACAUAUCCAUAGCACACCCCGACGGUUCCCCACAUCGGAUAGCGAAGAUGGCCGUGGUUUUGAAAGCAGUAGAGAGGUACCAGACCUCUGAAUAUGACAUAGCACCUUUGCCCCAUGUUGCAGAUUAUUUGAAUAGUGUUCGGUACAUUGAAGAACUGCAGAAGUUUGUGGAAGAUGAUCAGUACAAACUCUCCAAGAAACUUGAACCACCAUCACCAGUGGGAAGUUGCACAGGGUCAAAGGAAUCUGUAAAAGAAGUUAUCCAAGGAACCUCUACACCUUUCUCCCUCUCUCCAUCCCACAGACUGGGCUCUGGGUCGCUGCGGCUACAAGGGACAUACCAGCAGUCGAAGUUUAUACCAACUCAUAGGAAAUGUCGUUCUCUCGGCUCCAAGUUUCGUAGUGCGAGCUUGCCAAGAAAUUUUCACAAGGUCAAUUUUGGUGUGGGCAUAUUCGGAAAAAGUCACACGGAUGAGAAAAUGGAGGAGAAGACCCCGGCGGGGUCCGUCAACUUGUUGGACGACACGUUGCUGGAGUCUCCGAGCUCCGUCGUCUGCGACAAACUGUCGCAGACACUCCCGCGCAGCGACUUGUCAAAGGCAGAUGACAUUGAAUGUGAUUAUGAAGGUUUCGUCCGCAGAAAAACGAUCUUAAAAGACGGUAGAAAAAUAUCCCUAUCGUCUUGGCAGAGGUAUUGGCUUCAGAUUUCUGGGAAAAUCCUCAUUUUCUACGCUUCUAAGUCAUUUAAAGGUACAAAUCGUAGUGAUUUCCGCCUGGAACGUUGUAAGAUGUUAUCCCUAGAAGGCUGGGCGGCCGCGCGUGACGCCAAUUCCGCUCUUGCCUUCCAGCUAGUCAACCACCACGCCGGCACCAUCUACAAGUUUAAAACCGGCACAGAAUGUGCAUCGAAGCAAUGGGUCUCAUUAAUAGACAACGUUUCGAAUAAAAUGGUGAAGCCUUUACCGGCCAAUCUAAUGUCUUUCGAAUAAUGAUCGCUUCGAUAUACACCCAGCCACGUGGCGGGUCCGUCUACCUCUGUACGUGGUAACAGCUGAUUUUAAUGGGAUCCAAAAUCAUCUCAAGCUUUCUCGUGUUUGAUUUUUAAAAUAACUUUAUUAUGACUUGUUUAAAUUAAUGCAGUUUGAUUGUUGGAUUUGAACAAAUUUUCAUUUACUCACAGUAAUUAUGUUUUAGUAUUUAGCUACUUGUGAUAUGUAUGUAUUGUACUCUGCGGUAUAUGUCGUAUGCGUGUAGCAUACUAUCUGGAAAUAUCUACAUUUGUUUUGAAAUUUAUAUUACUAGACUCUUAACAAUGUUAUUAGUUGUUAUCAGAUGAAAACACGACACUCUUCAGAAACGUUGCACAAAAAACAUAUUCAACGGUAAAAGUUUGCAUAAUUUAAUACUUUUAUAGAUAUAUUCAGAUUUUCGGUGUUAUUAUAUGAACAAGUAUAACCUAUUUAAUUUUGUUGAACUCGAAUCUACCGAAACUCGUUAUUUUACUUGUACAAAAUGAAGCGUAUGAAGCUCUUGUCGGUAAGGUGUGUUAGAAUAUUUUGUCUAUUAUAUUGCUUAACCAUAUCUUCUACGAAUUCCUUAGGCAACUGACUUUAUUGUGUAAGAUUGGGUUCGUUUAGCCUUUCUAUUGUAAAUAUUGCUCUUAUUCGGUUUUGUUUUAUAAUGUAUAAUCCCACUGUUUUCUUGUAUAAGUAAUAUUUUUAUACACAGAGGCUACAUUCAGAUGUUGCGUUGUUUGUGUACAUUAUGUACAUAUAAAAUUAAUUGUGUUAUUUUUAUUAUAGGUAUAUUCUAUUAUACUAGCCAGAGUUUAAUUUUAUGCGAUCAAAAUUCUAUUAGUAACGCUAGAACGGCAUGAUAUGCAAUAUUUGAUUUCCUGUUAUGCUAAUUGACCUUUUUUUAUAAACCUAUACAACACAUACGUCGCGUUAUAUACAUUAGAUAUAUGCAGGAAGUUAGCGACACGAUUUUUAUAGCAGUCAUACCUCAGCCAAUCGGCAGAUUUCCUAGAAAGUUGCCUGGCAAUUAUAUAAAUUGCCAGUUUUAUAUAUCGCCAUGUGCAUCUAACUGUAAAGUUUGUGUGGACUUUUUUUUACGACCGCAACUGGAUUAAAACAACAAAAAAAUAAAAUAUUAUAACAAUUUUAUUUUUUGGUUUUGUAAUAUCAAUUAAAUACUUUUUGAUGACGAUGUU
This is a messenger RNA of Plodia interpunctella (Indianmeal moth), 3193 nucleotides long. RefSeq names its product Ral GEF with PH domain and SH3 binding motif (gene RalGPS). Gene Ontology annotation, biological process: positive regulation of GTPase activity; Ras protein signal transduction. The record is from RefSeq and is a predicted model, not a curated record. Bases 183 to 1970 code for a protein of 595 amino acids. The transcript is spliced from 13 exons. Lineage: Eukaryota; Metazoa; Arthropoda; Insecta; Lepidoptera; Pyralidae. Gene Ontology annotation, cellular component: plasma membrane. Gene Ontology annotation, molecular function: guanyl-nucleotide exchange factor activity.